GCUCGGAAACACGACCAGCGCAACAGUGAGAGGACGCACAGUGACAAUGAACCUGAGUCUCCCUGACCAGAACAUGCACAACUCAGCUGAAGGCCUCGAAGACGACAAGCCUGAGGUCAUGYUGCCCUGCUUUCGUAGGAACGUUUACGACGAGCCUCUGGCCUCUUACUCAAACGGGUCCAUCAUCUCUCAGCUCCUCCGCAAGACGAUCCACARCAGAAGGGCCCUGGAUGAAAGCCACUUCUACCUCUCCAGCUCCACGGCUGCCGACUCUGGUCAAGAGGACCAGAGCAGUGUCUCCUCAAAGGACAGCAUAGUGGAGGGGGCCGAAUCCCCCAGCAACCCUGUCUCCACAGGAGCCGGCCCAGAAGGUGAGCAUCCUGUGACGGAUCACCUUCAGGCCAAAAGAGCCAGAGUAGAAAACAUCAUCAGGGUCAUGGCUGGCUCUCCCAACAGCCGGCAGCAUGGAGACAGCGAGAGGUCUGACACAGAGAUCAGAGACUCCAGGGAGGCCAGAGAAUCCCUCAGAGAGAACAAACGGAAGCAAAGGUUGCCUCAGCAUCAGGAGCACAGUCCUGCAGGUGGGCAGAUGAACAGGAAACUCGGGGGCGGCGGCAGCGGCGGUGAUACCAGCGACAACAAGGAAAAGGAAUGCCACAAGUUGAAAGAGCAGCUGCACAGCAUGCAAAUGCUCCUGCAUCAACUCCAAGAGAAGUUUCUGCACGUUUACAGCCAGAAAAAUCUCCAAUAUGAAAGCAGAAACGCGACAGAAGUCRAUUCUGAGCACGAUUUCCUGGGAGAAAACGUCGAGUCGUACGUAAACAGCGAGUGGGAUUUUGAGAGGAGCAGCAGCAUGGUGACUCUGGACUGUAAGGAGAAGGAUYUGGUUCAGGGAAGUGAAAGUCAGAAUUUGCAGGAAACCCUGAAACAGGAGCUCUCCAGUGCCAUCAAUGAUUGUGUGGACAGGGUGUUCAAGAAAGUGUCUUCCACAGGGCUGGACUUGUCCCCUCAGCAGCGUGUGUGCUCGUCACCAGAGAUGCAGAUUAGAGACGGGAAGAUCCAGAUGACUGACUCCACUCGUGACGAGUCCCAGGUUGAGGAGGUCAUAGCAAAGUCUCAGUCAUCAGAGURCUAUGAAAAGUCAGAGGAUCAAAGCACACAGGACCAGACAGAGGCKCUUUCACUGGUGGUCCGCAAGCCAAACGUGACCCCCGUGAGCUCAGUCACGCCGGCUGUGAAAAGGCCCUACCCCRUGCACCACGCACCUUUCCAGUUCAGCUACACGACCCCGCUGCACGAGAGCCACAUCCUGGAGCACCUUCUCAARUACGGGCCCCAUUCUAGCUUUGGAGCUCUCCCUUGCAUGCCCCCGUCGAUGGACAGGACCUCCCCAGACACGAUGAACCUCUCCUGGGACACGGUCGCCAUGAGGUCUAAGGUGACAUCCAGCCACUUCGGCCACCACCCUCGUUCCUCCUCCAUGGGGGCGUUGGCCGUCGAUAACCUGUGUCUCCCUCACGUCAAGAUGGAGAGCGGGGAACUGCAGAGCAUGGCUGAACGAAACCCCUACAUGUCYCUCAAUAUCCAGGAGGGUCUCACUCCGAGUCAUCUGAAGAAGGCGAAGCUCAUGUUCUUCUACACACGCUACCCCAGCUCCAACGUGCUGAAAACCUUCUUCCCUGAUGUCAAGUUCAAUCGCUGCAUCACCUCUCAGCUGAUCAAGUGGUUCAGUAACUUCAGGGAGUUCUAUUACAUCCAGAUGGAGAAGUUCGCCCGCCAGGCCAUCGUUGACGGCGUCACUGACAUCAAAGACAUUACCGUCAGCAGGGACUCCGAACUCUUCCGGGCACUGAACAUGCACUACAACAAAGCCAAUGAUUUUCACGUUCCUGACAGAUUCCUCGAGGUCGCCGAGCURACUCUGCAUGAAUUUUACAACGCCAUUUCUGCAGCCAAAGAUUCUGACCCCUCUUGGAAAAAGGCCAUUUACAAGGUCAUCUGUAAGCUGGACAGUGACAUCCCCGAGGAGUUCAAGACAUCUUCCUACUUGUAGAUUGCAACAAAAAUGAGAUGUACAGAUGAAUGGAUGGGUGAUUCCUUUCUUUUCUUUCUUUUUUUUUUUGUAAAUUGAGAUCCUUUCUCUUCUUGUAGUGCAUUUUAGUGAGGUAAUUUACAGAUUUGUUUUUGUUUAAAAAAGUUGGCUCAUACAUAUGCACGCACACACACACACACACACACACACA
Austrofundulus limnaeus is the source of this 2243-nucleotide messenger RNA. It is a transcript of the gene prox2, whose product is annotated as prospero homeobox 2. The record is from RefSeq and is a predicted model, not a curated record. Bases 47 to 2053 code for a protein of 668 amino acids. Gene Ontology annotation, cellular component: nucleus. Gene Ontology annotation, biological process: regulation of transcription by RNA polymerase II. NCBI's taxonomy places the organism in Eukaryota, Metazoa, Chordata, Actinopteri, Cyprinodontiformes, Rivulidae. Gene Ontology annotation, molecular function: RNA polymerase II cis-regulatory region sequence-specific DNA binding; DNA-binding transcription factor activity, RNA polymerase II-specific. The transcript is spliced from 5 exons.